CACGAACAAGACACGUGACAUUAAACAGGAAGUAAAUAAACUGCCUUCCCGCGCACUGGGACCGACAGAACCGGCUCCGACGGACAAUCUCGACAACAUGGACGAGCUGUACUUGGAUAAUAUCGACGAGUUCGUCAACGACCACGACAAGAUAGUGACUUACAAAUGGCUGAGUCUCACACUUGGAGUCCAUGUCAACACCGCCAAACAAAUGCUCUUCCACUACCUGGAUCACAAGAGGAAGGAGAGUUCACCUCAGCUCCACGCCACCUACCUGGUCUCGGGGAAGUUUGUGGACAAGGGGCAACCGGGCCACACGGUGUCAGUUGUCAGAGAGGACCAGUUGGAAGACCUCAAAGCCAAGAUGAGCUUGAUCGUCAGCGUCCACGUCUACAGCGUCCAGAAAGCUCUGCUGAAGGACAGCGGGCCGCUCUACAGCGUCGACUACGACGCCGUCAAAGACAACCUGAAGAGCUGCAGCAGAUACAGUGCAAUCCGCUGUGCCGGCGCGGUGCCCAUGUCCACUCAGGAGCUGCAGCAGACAGAGAGAGAACCCCAGCGGGCUCCCUCACCGGAGCUGGCAGCAAAGAGAUCUGGCGAAUCUAAACCGGCUCCGAAACCGUCCACCAAACCACAGAGGGGCAUCAUGGGAAUGUUCGCGAACAAAGCCCCAGCCAAGAGCCAGGAGAGCGGCAAAGAGGUCAAGCCGGAACAGAGGGGAGAUGAACCCAUGGCUGUUGCCACCAAAAGCAAACCCGCUGCAAAAGCCAAUCCAGCGAUGAACUUCUUUGGGAAUCAGACGUCAAAGAAACCUGACAAAGCUGUGAAGGAGGAAGAAGCAGCAGCAGCAGCAGCAGCAGCAGCAGCAGCAGCAGCAGCAGCAGCAGUUCCGUCGUCCUGCGCCGCAGAGCAGCGACACCAGAGUUCACCGCCUGAAGAAAAACAGGAAGCUGCUGCUGCUGCGGCGGAGGAGGAGGAGGAGUCGCCGAAAGACGCAAAGAAAGAUUCCAGGAGCAAAACCAAACGAAUUGCGGAUUCCGACAGCGAGGAGGAAAAGAUGGAGAAGAAAAAGAGGCGAAGGAUCAAGAAACCUCAACCAGACAGCAGCGAUGAAGAUGUCAUUCCAGAUUCUCCACAGCAGAAGGAAACCAGAGAACCAUCACCGCGUCCUGAAAUGGAGGUCGAGUCUGUUUCACAUUCACAUCAGAGUCUCCCUGGAGCCAAAACGAGGAAGAGGAGACGAGUCCUGAAAGCUCGAACCUUUGUGGACGACGAAGGAUGCAUCGUGACGGAGAAAGGCUACGAGAGCGAAUCGUACUCCGAGGCGGAGGACGACGCGAAGGCCGCCAAACGAGCUCCCGCGGAUUUCAUCCCGGCGAAACCUCCAGCGGGUAGCAGGGAGGACGAGAAGAAGAAAAGUCAGAAGAAAACGUCUGCGAAUGCCAGUAAAGGAUCUAAACAAGCCUCCAUUAUGGGUUUUUUCCAGAAAAAAUAAAAAAGGGGGGGGGGGGGGGAGGAGCCGUCAGACGCGGCAGCAGCAAGCACAGCCACAGACUUUCAUGGUUUUAAUUGACUCUCAGCCGAAAAACACAUCGUACAGAAAACACACGGACGUGUCCAGUUCAGGACGGAAAAUAUGUUCGUUGUCAGUUAAAAAAAUGUGAAUAUUAAACUUACUUAAUAAACAUUGUUGGAAACUCAACGCAUA
Scophthalmus maximus (turbot) is the source of this 1708-nucleotide messenger RNA. It is a transcript of the gene pold3, whose product is annotated as polymerase (DNA-directed), delta 3, accessory subunit. Gene Ontology annotation, cellular component: delta DNA polymerase complex; nucleus. Gene Ontology annotation, biological process: DNA synthesis involved in UV-damage excision repair; nucleotide-excision repair, DNA gap filling; DNA strand elongation involved in DNA replication. NCBI's taxonomy places the organism in Eukaryota, Metazoa, Chordata, Actinopteri, Pleuronectiformes, Scophthalmidae. The coding region runs from base 98 to 1495 and encodes 465 amino acids. Gene Ontology annotation, molecular function: DNA-directed DNA polymerase activity. The transcript has 12 exons. The record is from RefSeq and is a predicted model, not a curated record.